Messenger RNA from Myotis lucifugus (little brown bat), 1996 nucleotides. It is a transcript of the gene EXOC8, whose product is annotated as exocyst complex component 8. Gene Ontology annotation, cellular component: exocyst. Gene Ontology annotation, biological process: Golgi to plasma membrane transport; intracellular protein localization; exocytosis. Lineage: Eukaryota; Metazoa; Chordata; Mammalia; Chiroptera; Vespertilionidae. The record is from RefSeq and is a predicted model, not a curated record.
AUGCCGCCCUUCCCUUCGUACGAGCAGAUCCCCGCGCACCUGGAAGAAUCACCGGGAGAGCGUCACCGACACGCACCAGGGACCCCCUGCCGGCCAACUGCUGGGAGCCGCCCGUCCAAUUACUUGGGUGUACAACGGCUGACCUGGUGGGAUUACGAGGCCGGACCCCAUGGGCCCAAGCUGCCAGCGGGGUGCAACGGCUUCCUGAUGAACGACUGCCUGCUGGUGACCACCUGGCUGCCCCAGCGGCGGGGCAUGUACCGCUACAACGCCCUCUUACCCCCUGGACGGCUGGCCGUGGUCAACGUCAAGGACAACCCGCCCAUGAAGGACAUGUUCAAGCUGCUCAUGUUCCCCGAGAGCCGCAUCUUCCAGGCGGAAAACGCCAAAAUCAAACGCGAGUGGCUGGAGGUGCUGGAGGCCACCAAGAGGGCCCUGGGCGAGAAGCGGCGGCGCGAGCAGGAGGAGGCCGCCGCCCCGCGCGGGCUGCCCCCAGCGGCCGCCAAGGCCGCCAACCCGUUCGAAGAGGAGGAGGAGGAGGAGGACGACGAGCCGGCCGCCCCCGAGGUGGAGGAAGAGCGGGUGGACCUCUCCAUGGAGUGGAUCCAGGAGCUGCCCGAGGACCUGGACGUCUGCAUCGCCCAGAGGGACUUCGAAGGGGCCGUGGACCUGCUGGAUAAGUUGAACCGUUACCUGGAGGGUAAGCCCAGCCCACCCCCCGUGAAGGAGCUCAGGGCCAAGGUGGAGGAGCGCGUCCGCCAGCUGACCGAGGUGCUGGUCUUCGAACUGUCCCCGGGCCGGUCCCUGCGCGGCGGCCCCAAGGCCACUCGCCGGGCGGUGUCCCAGCUCAUCCGGCUGGGCCAGGGCACCAAGGCCUGCGAGCUGUUCCUGCGGAACCGGGCGGCCGCGGUGCACACGGCCAUCCGCCAGCUGCGCAUCGAAGGGGCCACGCUGCUCUACAUCCACAAGCUGUGCCACGUCUUCUUCACCAGCCUGCUGGAGACGGCGCGCGAGUUCGAGACGGACUUCGCCGGCACGGACAGCGGCUGCUACUCGGCCUUCGUGGUCUGGGCGCGGUCGGCCAUGGGCAUGUUCGUGGACGCCUUCAGCAAGCAGGUGUUCGACAGCAAGGAGAGCCUGUCGACGGCCGCCGAGUGCGUGCAGGUGGCCAAGGAGCACUGCCGGCAGCUGGGGGACAUCGGGCUGGACCUCACCUUCGUGGUCCACGCCCUGCUGGUGAAAGACAUCCAGGGCGCCUUGCACAGCUACAAGGACAUCAUCAUCGAGGCCACCAAGCACCGCAACUCGGAGGAGAUGUGGAGGAGGAUGAACCUGAUGACGCCGGAGGCCCUGGGCAAGCUCAAGGAGGAGAUGAAGGGCUGCGGGGUGAGUGACUUCGAGCAGUACACGGGCGACGACUGCUGGGUGAACCUGAGCUACACGGUGGUCGCCUUCACCAAGCAGACCAUGGGCUUCCUGGAGGAGGCCCUGAAGCUGUAUUUCCCCGAGCUGCACAUGGUGCUUCUGGAGAGCCUGGUGGAAAUCAUCCUGGUGGCUGUCCAGCACGUGGACUACAGUCUUCGCUGUGAGCAGGACCCGGAGAAGAAGGCCUUUAUCCGGCAGAAUGCGUCCUUCCUCUACGAAACCGUCCUCCCCGUGGUGGAGAAAAGGUUCGAGGAGGGUGUGGGGAAGCCCGCCAAGCAGCUCCAGGACCUGAGGAACGCGUCCAGGCUGAUCCGCGUGAACCCCGAGAGCACGACCUCCGUGGUCUGAUGCUGGGGUCUGUUUCUGUGAAUACGUAUAUAUUGCUUCUAUAUUAUUUAUAUUUAUGUUAAACGGCAUUAGCAUUUUCCCUGUCGUCUCAAACACCGCUGAACCAUAAAAGACGCCCUCUCAGAUAGAAACCCAAAAGGAGAAAGAGAAAUGUCCAAUUAAGCCCACUUAACAAAAACAUUGCAAUUAAUAAAAUAUAUAACAUGCUUUUCCUUUUAAAUUA